Messenger RNA from Ogataea philodendri, 4626 nucleotides. RefSeq lists its product as uncharacterized. Gene Ontology annotation, biological process: ribosome-associated ubiquitin-dependent protein catabolic process; rescue of stalled cytosolic ribosome. The transcript is spliced from 2 exons. Gene Ontology annotation, cellular component: cytosol; RQC complex. The coding region runs from base 1 to 4626 and encodes 1541 amino acids. The record is from RefSeq and is a predicted model, not a curated record. Lineage: Eukaryota; Fungi; Ascomycota; Pichiomycetes; Pichiales; Pichiaceae. Gene Ontology annotation, molecular function: ubiquitin protein ligase activity; ribosomal large subunit binding.
AUGUCAUUUGGUGGGUUUGGAUCGUUCGGAUCCUUUGGCCAAUCGUACGGACUAGGGACCAACGGGUUCGAGGUCUCAUUGAAUUAUAUCACAGGAGUCCCAGACCCUAAUGUUUUGACCUCUUCGAGUUUGAAGCUUAUCUUUAAGGCUCUGAUGAAAAGAGACGAUACCACAAGAGAGAAGGCAAUUGCUGAUUUGACUGUUUUUUUCGACUCAAACACCGCCGACUUGGACGAUCUGGCGCUUAUUUCGUGGUGCCAAUUGUAUGCCAAACUGUCGUCGGACAGCUCAAAGAAAGUGCGGCUUACUGCCCAUCAGAUCCAGGGCAAGCUGGUUUCUUUGCUAGGCAAGAAGUACGUCAAGUAUCUCCGAGACACGGUGGGGAUCUGGAUGAGCGGAUGUUUUGAGUCGGACAAAGUCGUUUCCAAGGGCACCGUCGAGGCCAUUUCUGCCGCGUUUGGUGGCUCUCCCGAGAAAACCAAUAAUCUCUGGAAGAUCUUCUCCAAGCAAUUGCUCACAUACUGCCAUCAGCUCCUGGUUUACGAAACCGUGGAUACCCUGUCUGAUGAGAGGUUUGUGGGGAAAGACGAGAGUCUCGUCAAGUUCAACCGUUCAGUCAACACAGCCAUCCAGAUGCUUAUCAGUCUGGUCACAAGAUACAAUAACGAAGAGAUACAGCUCGAUGACACGGUAUUGACUGAGCUGAUCGAAUCAGACUCAUUUCUUGCAUUCUUUGAGUCGAAAGAUUUGCAGAUCAAAAAGGGCAUGUACAUUCUGUUGCAACGGCUGCUUCAAACAGAGGUGGAUCCAGAGAUAUUCAAGCAUUUGGUGAAAUCCGCAUUCAAGGGACUCAAACUGGAGAAGAUCAACCCAAUCCUGUAUUCAGGCGUGAUUAUCACUCUUUUGGAAGCCAUUUUGUCCAUUUACAAGUACGACGCUUCAGUGGUUGCCUCUGUGAAGAAAUCAGAGCAAAGAAUCUUUGAUCUUCUGAAACUGGGCUCGCUCAAUUCGGACCCUUCAUACUAUACCAUACUCUCAUUUUUACUCGACCAAUUACCCAAGGAUACAGCCACUCAAGAGUCGGUGCUCAGCAUUCUAGAGACCGACGUGUCUAACGAAAAGUUUGCACCGUUCAUUCAGCAUUCCUGGAUCUGCUACAUCGGCUACUGUCAGAAACUCUCUGGAGUGGUGGACCGUAUAAUAAAACAGCUGGUUGUCACAUUGGACUCGAGACGGCUUUUGCCAAACGUUGUUUCUGGUAUCAGUGGAGUCUCCAAAAUAGCCUCAGAUACCGAAGACGUGCUUCUGGAUUUGAAUUCGGAGAUUAUGAACGCUCUUCCUGGACGUGUGAUUGAGUUUGUCGACCUGGAAGUCUCCGUGAAGAAUCAAACUAUAUUUAUCGACAAUUAUGUCAGAGUGCUUUUGGAGGCAGGAUCCGACUACCUGGACGAUCUGGUCACCAACGCUGUGGAGUCGCUUACAGACGUUCAAGACGAGUACGAGCCUCCUGUUCUUGCUUUUGACAUCAUCAGCACUGUUGUCAAGUCCAACAGUGUCCAAUUUAGACCGCAGAUCGAGAUCGCGUUGCAAUAUCUACCAAAAUGCAUCACUCCACAAUUCCUAGAGCCAGUGUUGAACUUGCUCUUGAACAUAUCCAAGUCAAAGUUUAACCUCGAACUACUUGACACUGUGUCUACAAUUGCCGACCAGCUCCAGGAGUCUGAUCUUGAGCUGCUACUGAAAUACGUUGCACAGAUUCCAAAUUUCGACCUGAGUCAAUGCGAAAGACUCAACACAUAUAUCCACGAGAAGUCCAGCUCUUCUGACACUGACGACGUCAUGUUCAAGUUCCUCACUGUGGAUGUGCUGGAAAACAUGUUCAGUAGACUUCCAGAAGACGGGUUUGCUGGGUUUGUGCACAAGUGCAAUUUGCAUUUCCAAAACGAUGUUUUUGUCCCGUUUGCAAAUAAUGCCAGCUUCAUGGCUGCUCUAUGGAAAAGUUCCUCAAAUAGCGACUCUCGUCAGCUGUUGGACAAACUGGAAAAGAAUUUAGGUGACGAGGAGUUUGAAAAUGUGUAUCUUUCCUCGUUGAAAGCAAAUUUGGCUCAGAUUGAUGAAGAGGCUCUGCAACAAAGACUAGCCAAUUAUCCAAAGGAAACCGUCGUCAAACUGAUUCCAGAAGAUUUGGUCGAUGAGCUUGAGAAGUGUGUGGGAGAGAACCCUGACCAACGGCUUGCAAUCUCCAAUAAACUUGGACUUGCCGUUUAUCUGUUCCCCGGUGGAGGGCUUCUUGACCAGCCAGCCAAGUUUUGGAAUCUAUUUGUGAAAGCCGAUUUUUACCUCCAGCUCGCCGAAAAACACCAGCUUCUCACUGACUCGUUGAUAUUCCAGCUUGGUAUGAUCGCCGAGGUGGCCCAAGACUACUUGUUUUUGGGACUUUUGGAGAACGAGACUAAGAUCAACCAGUUCCAGGCUCUGGUGGCUUCCAAAUGGGAAUAUGCCCAAGGACAGCUCGACCAGUUUGUGCAAAACGACCAUUUGGCCAUAUAUGGAGUCUCUGGCCGCUCACCUUCGCUGCAGUUUUACUGUUCCAGAUUCUGGGUGGUUAUCCUCACGAAUAUCUUUGAAACCAUGCAACUGAGCGUGUUUAAUACCUACAACUUUAACAAAGUCACAGACUCUGUCAAAUUGGCCACACUGGUCAUCAGUGCCAACAAGUUCCUCACAGCUUCGUCUUUCGACCGGUUGCGCAACCAAACGUGUGCAGAGUUGGUUGGAGUUCGGGGAUCUUCCAUUGUUUCCAGAGGAUUGCACAGUCUUCUGCUUCUGACUCUCUUCAUUGACUUGGACCUCGACUCUGUGCCUGACCAAUUCCAGUUGUUCCCAGCUCAGCGGUUCGGGAUGAUGCUCAACGGACUGUCAGGGUGGCCCGAUUCUGAACUGGCCUACGAGAGCUCGUUUGUGCCUGUCAGAACGGUACUUUCCCGGUUCGUGGAGCUGUACAUUAAAAACAUCUACUACGUCUGUGACUCGGACUAUCCGUCUGACUUUAUCGACAAGGUGUUCUCGCUCGGCGCUGGUCUCUGCUCUGACUCGUUGAGUAUGCUCAAUUCUGGGGAAACAGACCUGAUUUUGGAGUACCAAACUCUUAAAACGUUUACGGUGCUUCACCAACACAGUGAAAAGAUAGACUGGGACGAGAACGAGCUGUUUUCCGAUCUUGUGGACAUUCUGUUCAAACCUAUGCACUCUGGCCAGAUCGAGCUGCUGAUCCAGUCUCUUAUUGGCCGGAUAUUUGUGGAUAUCGUGCCUACAUCUUCGUACAAGCCACGAUUCGACGACCUACUGCCUCUGGUGUCGUCGCCGAAUAUCGAAAGCCAGAAACUAGGUGUCAGCUUGCUGCACAAACUGGUUCCAGAGAUCCAGGACGAGCUGGUUGUGGAAGCCACAUUGAACCAGGACGAGGAGACCAAGUUGCCAGAACCCCUGGUGAACAACACAACGCUGCUUCCAGACGAGGAUCAGGCGGCUCUGAACAAGUUCCUAUGGAGCUGGUAUCUGAUAUUCGACCACUUCAAGAACAUCACCCAAAAGAUUAGACAGGACUACAUAUCUGAGAUUGGCGAGGACCGGUUUGGCCAGUUCCUCGACUUCAUCUUCGACAUGGACUUGAAACCAACAGAGGACAACAAACGUGCUAUUCUGCACUACUCGGUUGCCACCGGCGACGAGGACGACCUGAUCUACCAUCUGAUGUACCUGUUCUGCAAGUACGUUGGUGGUAGCACGGCCCAGACGUGGUUCCAGUCCCUUAGAAACAAGCAGCACAAGUCCCAGGUGGAGACUUUUGUCACCAAGAAUAUCAGUCCGUUGCUGAUCGACGAGACCCUUGCCGGACUUUCGCAGAAAGGAAACUUGGAGGACUCCGAGUUCAGCAUUAAAUUGAACCGUACCACUAACGAGGUGCGGUGUAUCUACGAGAUUGACGAGCAAAAGCUGGAAAUGACAAUUAUGCUACCAAAUAACUACCCAUUAUCGGCAAUUACCGUCAACGGAGCCUCGAGGCUCGGUGUUGACGAGAAGAAGUGGAAGUCGUGGAUCCUGUCGUGCCAGUACGUGAUCAACUUCCAGAACGGAACCAUCUUGGAAGCUAUCCAGCAUUUCAAGAACAAUGUCAAGGCCAACUUCGACAACUACGAGGAUUGUGCAGUGUGCUAUUCUAUUUUGCAUGUGAUAGACCACUCUACCCCAAACAAGGUGUGCUCGACAUACAAAGUUGAAGCUCGAGAGCAUGCUCGAGUUCCAGAAAAGAGGCGUGCUGAUGUUGUCUAUCGUGCAAACAAACUGGAUCUGGGGGAUCCCUGCCAGCUCACUGAUCACCUGCUGCAUUCUGUCUGUGCGCAACGAGUCGCCGUCGAUGUUGUUGAUGAGCAGGACCAGCUGCACGUGCUGGCCUUGUUGGUUGAAGUUGUCCUUGAUAUUGGACAGUGUUUCGUGGAUGUGUGGAGCAAUGGCGUUCUUAAUGCCGAAGACCGUCUCUUGGACCGCCGUGAGCAGCGUCUUGACACGGAAAUCCGGAUUGUACCCGUUCACAACCAGGCAUUUCACGUUCUUGGACCGUGGUAG